This is a messenger RNA of Colletotrichum godetiae, 1766 nucleotides long. RefSeq lists its product as uncharacterized. The transcript has a single exon. NCBI's taxonomy places the organism in Eukaryota, Fungi, Ascomycota, Sordariomycetes, Glomerellales, Glomerellaceae. The record is from RefSeq and is a predicted model, not a curated record. The coding region runs from base 154 to 1755 and encodes 533 amino acids.
AUUCUUUGCACUGCCUGCAGAUCUGACCUCAUUUUACCAUACUAUCUUACAAACAACUCUUCGCUUCAUAUCACGUCAGUCGACAGCACGCAGAAGGCCGGUCUUUUCUGUCUUAAUCACUCUCGACCGUCGAUAAUCCAAACCUCGAUCAAGAUGAAGUACCAGACUAUCGCUUUCGCCGCUUCGACCCUCGUCGGUCUUGUGGCGGCCGGUCCUUACCACCGUCACCACCAUGUGAGGCGCGUUAUCAAGCGUGAGGUUCCCCAGGAGCACUCUCACGAAGUCUUCCUCAACAUUACCAGGGAGUUCCUGAACAAGGAGAACCCCAAGGCCAUCGCCGACCCCGUCUUCGGCCUCCUUGGAGACGGAGCCGCAAAGGCUGGCGCCGGACAGGUUACCAACUUGGCCUGCUUGCAACAGGAGACCGCCGACCAGGCUUUCACCAACGCUAAAGCCGCCAAGGAUAUCCGCGGCAUGUCUGCUGCUCUCGUCUAUCAGACUCUUGAGCGCAAUACUGCGGGUGUCGGUGUGAACAGCGAAGCUUGCACCGACAAGCCUGUCAACGCUGAGAUCGCCGCUCUGUCCAAGAAACAUCAAGACCCUGCUGCCGACGGCGCAGCGGCCAACAACAAGGAGGUUGCUCUUGCACUUGCCAAGCAGUUGGCCGCAGUCGGCGGUGACCCCAUGUUGGCUCUUGAGAGCGGCACCUUCGCUCCUGGUGACAAGUCCGACACGACCUUCAAGGGUCUCAGCUGUGACACCGACACCGACCCUACAGGCUGCAUCUUCACCGAGAAGAAGCUCGUUCUUGAUGCUACUCCCGAAGAGAUCACUGCCGCUGCUCAAGGUGUCACUCAGACCGUCACUGGCGGCACUGGCGAACUGAAGGCAACUCACAUCGACAUCACCGGUCUUGCCGUCGCUGGCCAGGCCGGAAGUGCCGCGGGUGCGCAGGCUUCCAGCACUCCUGCCAACGCUGGAAACAAUGCCACGCCUGCCAGCGGAAACACCAACACCAACGACGCUUCUUGUGAUGCAACCAGCUCCAACAAUGGCGCCGCCCAAACCCAGGCCAACAACGGCACCGCUGGUGGAAACAACGGAAACAACUCCAACAACAACGGAAAUGCCAACAGCGGCAACGCCAACACCGGUAACGGCAACAAUGUCCAGACUUUUACCGGCGCUCUCGGUGGCGCCCCUCCCCCGGUCAUCCAGAGCUCUGGCGACCGCCCCUUCUCCGUCAAUGGCGACACCUUCGUCGGCAAGGGCGCCGCCCUUGGCCGAUCCUGCGACGUCCAGCACAACGCCUGCGCCCGCGCCGUCAACAGCGGUCAGCUCGACGGCGAAGUCUCCCAGUGCGACGAGCAGAACACCCAAUGCCGCGCCCAGGCCAGCCUCCGCAAGCGCUUCUUCAAGCGCCAGGCCACCGACUUUGGCUCCUGCAGCGACCCCUCCGUCGUCUUCAAGGACGGCCUGCCCGACCGCCAGGCCGCUGCCUUCAUCGCCAACAACCAGGGCGACUUCAACCACGGCUCUGCGCAGAAGAUUGGCAUCAUUGCUGGCUUCAUCUGUCAGCGCCUGUCGGACAGCUGCAAGGCGCCUGCUGCUACCGUUGAGAGCUGCAACCAGGCUCAGACCGCUGCUGUCGCUGCCACGCAGGAUGAGACUGCUGCGAACGUGUUCAACAGCAUGCUCAUUGGCGGCUCGGCUAGCGGUAAUGUCACCGCUCGUGGUCAGCUCAGACGCUAUUGAUCAAAGGGCUU